Molecule: messenger RNA, 2037 nt
Organism: Ooceraea biroi (clonal raider ant)
Lineage: Eukaryota; Metazoa; Arthropoda; Insecta; Hymenoptera; Formicidae
Molecular function (GO): nucleic acid binding
Source: RefSeq, a predicted model, not a curated record
UCCGGAUAAGCUAUACGGUAGCGCUCGACGUUUAUGCAAUGAAUUUGGCAACGCUCGACGUCUAUGCAGUGAUGCUCAUUGCUUGAAACCUUGUGUUUGUAUGUACUUGGCGUCGCGACGCUACCGCGUCGCUUGAUCUCUUGAUUAUGUCAUAUGUCAAAUUACUUGAGCAGUUGUCAUGUGCAAUUAUGCAUAAUUUCCUAGUAUGUAACAAAAUGCAGGCACUGUCCUCCUUGUGUUAAAGAAUUCUACUAAAGCAGGUCAAAUGAUUUGUUCGAUUUUAGGAAAUAAUGCAAUGACCUACAAAAUGUGUAAAAAAUUAUAUCAAAGGUUUAAAGCAAGAAUUUUAAUUCUAUUAGCCAAAGAAACUUGAGAAUAUCGAAUUAUAUAAGAUGAAGAUUAAACACAAACAAACAUUUCUUUUUAUUGCAUUUCUGUUCUUUUAUCGAUAGUGAGAAUGAAAGCGAAAGAUUGUUCCUUGUUUCGGCCUACAUACAACACAUGUAACGAAUGUUACGCUCACUAGAGGUACGUGCAUCAUUUUUUAUACGAUUAAUCAAUAUGCGGAUACGUUUUACUGGUGCUGACAUGCAUCCUUUUUAAGGUACGUGCAUCACUUUUAAACCGUAAAAUAAUUAUCCAUAUUUUCCAUCGUAACAUUUCACAAACUUAUACUAUUUUCUUGCUUUUCUGUUCUUUUAUCGGUGGUGAGGAUGAUGGUGAAAGAUUGCAUGACGCCAAAGAUGGAUAGAUGCAGAGAGGAAUGUAAUGAGAAACCACGCAUGAGAUGUUCGAUACUCUGUGGAUACGUAAUAAUCUGUGGAUACGUGUUACUGCUGCUGACAUUAAUCAGUUUUCCUUGUUUCGGCCUACAUAUAAGAUACGUAACGCAUGUUAAUCUGAUUGGAGUGAGAAUGAAAGCGAAAGAUUGCAUGAUGUCAAAGUUGGAUGGAUUGUGAGAGGAAUGUAACAAGAAACCACACAUGAGAUGCUCGAUACUCUGUGGAUAUGUAAUAAUCUGUGGAUACGUGUUACUGGUGCUGACGUUAAUCUGUUUUCCUUGUUUCGGCCUACAUAUAAGAAUGGUAACCUGACUGGAGGUACGUGCCAGGCCCAUUCAUGUUCCGCAAAGAAGACAGGAGGUAAUUGAUGCUGUUCAACAGACUCUUGUGACAAAUCCCCAUACGAGCACAAGAGCAAUUGCCGCAGAUUUGAAUAUGUCUCAUGUUGCCGUUCAUAAGACCAUUAAAAAGUCUUUGGGUUGGCAUCCAUUUAAACGGCAUACAAGACAAAAACUCAAACCUGGUGAUAUGCCACGAAGGUUAAAUUUAUGUGAAUGGAUUAUUGAACAUGUGAAUCUCAAUGAUGCCGGAAAUGAUGUAUUUUUAAAAAAUAUUCUGUGGUCUGAUGAAGCCAUUUUUGGAAGUGAUGGCUGCAUAAACCGGCAUAAUGAGCAUCACUAUGCAGAGCGCAAUCCACAUUGCAGAAAACAAACAAAGAUUCAAGGCAGAUGGACUGUGAAUGUGUGGCUCGGAAUAAUAGGGGAUCACGUCAUCGGUCCCGAAUUUAUUCAGGGCUAUGUUAAUGCACAAUAUUAUAUAGAUUUUCUUCUCCAUCGGCUCAAUGAACUCCUGGAGGAUGUGCCACUGGCACAUAGAAUAGGAAUGAUGUUUCAACAAGAUGGACAUCCCGCUCACUCUUCACGUUUGGCGAGAAAUAUUUUAAAUAAAAAAUUUCCCGAGAAAUGGAUUGGACUUCAUGGUCCUCGCGAGUGGCCACCACGCUCUUCGGAUUUGACGCCACUAGAUUUUUUCGCGUGGGGCUUCUUAAAAAAUAAAGUUUAUGAAACUCUACCGGAAAAUGCAGAAGUUCUUAAAAAUAGAAUUCGUAACGCGUGUACCGAGAUCACUCUUCUCAUGCUGAAACGAGUGAGAGAAAGUUUUAUGCGUAAAAUUGCUCUAUGCUUGGAGGAAAAUGGUGGUUACAUCGAACACUUAUUUUAAGCAUAAGAUCAAAAAUAUAUGUUAUUUUUCCAAA